AUUUUAAAAGAAUAGCCGACAUAAGUGGCCAUAUAAUUGUACUUAAUGUCUCAAGUCUUGUCUCGACCGUUGUACCUAUCAGUUGUGUUUUGUUGUGCUCUGCUUUACACGUUUAGUUUUGUUUUAUUUGUUGUGAAACUUUACGGUGGGUGUGUGGGGUCAAAUUUUUUUUCUUGUUCUUUUCCUUUGAAUUCUUAUUCGUCUGGCAGAUUGACUUUACAAAGGAUGGCCACUUACAAGUGUCAUAAUUGCCUCAAAGAAUUUGCGGAUAGAGACAAGUAUAACAAGGCCGGAUGCAACGGUGGCAGCACGCAAGUGACUACAAAGACCCUGCUAUUGGAGAAGUAGAACCACCUCUGAUUUUUUUGUGCGCUCUGCGAUUCUCCAGACGUUAGGUACCUCAGCAAUAAAGUAACAAACUUGAUUUUGAUGGAAAAAUCAGGUGCCUCAAAGUAUCAUGCAAAGUUGUUGACUGCAAACAGCAGAUAGAACGAGUCCCGACAACGUAUACGUCGUGCUUUACUGAAUCGGUUUCUCGUCUCAUCAUCCAUGCAAACAGAGUUGCCUCCUGAAAUGUCAUCAUCUCUAGGAAAUCCAGAGUCCCCAGCCUGUGGCAACACCCGAAGAUGGCACUAUGUAAUCGUAGAACAUCUCCCGGUUACAUUUACUACCACCAGGGCAUGAAAUCGUCGGAUUUUGUCCAAUGCUUUUGCUUAUUCAACCAGGGCAAUGACUCGGAGGAACCCAUAUUAAAAGUCCUUAACUAGAGAGACCUAGAGAGGAACCUUAACUAGAGAGUCCGCUGAGAGAUUGUUGGGGGGACAGGAUGUGGACGCGCGUAGAACGGGUUGAGUGGUUAUCGGAGUUUGCUGUCUCUCGGAGGGUUGUAGAGAACCGUCCGAGGUUAAGCAAAAGUAAACGUCGGUCGGGGUUUCAACAGACUAUUGGCUGCCUCCCCCGCUGAGAAUGGUGAUAACGAUAACAUCUGAUAAGUAGCUUAUUGCUGCUUGCAAGAGCAAAAGCUUUAACAAUGUGAAACUGCCUGAAGAGAUGCCUUUUCUGGACCCAUUGACUCCUCAUCUGAAAGACGUUUUGCAGAGUUUGUAGAACGACUUCCACAAUGCCUAUGAGAUUAAUUGCGCAGAGGUGGAGGCAGAUCUCAGCACCUACACAUCCUAUCUUGUUUCGGAGAGGACGGUUCAGCUUCAGAUGUACAAUGAAAGUCGCCACAACUAUUUCUCCAGUGGCUCUCCCAAGAAGGGAAAAUCUCCGACGACACUAACCUCAUCUAUUGAAACCCAAUUAUUACUAUCCCGAGUAUGCUUCGUACAAUAUAGGAAUUUUUAUUUGUGCUCGUUGCUCUGGAGUGCAUCGGCAAAUGGGAGUACACAUAAGUAAAGUCAAGCAUUUAAAGUUGGAUCGCUGGGAAGACUCCCAAGUGGAACGGAUGAGGGAAGUGGGAAACGUUAGAGCCAAAAUGAAAUUUGAAGAAAGAGUGCCUCCGUGUUAUAGGAUACCAAAAGAAGAUGAUCCUCAAGUUUUAGUGGAGCAAUGGAUUCGAGCAAAGUACCAAAGGGGCGAGUUCUGUUACCCAGAGCGUCAAUUAUACGUGAGCGGUGAUUUUUCCGGAUUUUUAAUGAAAAGAGGCAAAGAGGACAGUCGGUUUCGUUCAAGAAAAUUUGUGUUGUCGGAAAGUGAUGAUACUUUGAAAUACUACAUAGUGGAGAAUAGGGAACCUAAAGCGGUGCUGAGAGUAUCUGAACUGAAUGUCAUUUUUGCGCCUCAAAAAAUGAGUUUAUAUCCAAACUCGUUACAGAUUAGUUAUCUCAAGGAUGGUACCACUCGACAUAUUUACGUAUACCAUUCCGAAGGUGAAGUAAUAACCAAUUGGUAUAUGGCAAUUAGAUGUGCCAAACUACACAGGCUUCAGGUUGCAUAUCCCUCAGCUAGCGAGUCUGAACUUGUACAAUUUCUAACAGAAGAUUUUGCGAAAGAGGGCUGGUUGUGGAAAACUGGACCCAAAGUAUCUGAUGGGUUCAAAAAGAGAUGGUUUGCAUUAGACAACCGAAAGUUGAUGUAUCAUGACGAGCCUAUGGAUGCGAACCCUAAAGGAGAAAUUUUCAUUGGUCAUAUGGCUGACGGAUAUUGCAUGAACAUGGGCGUUUCUACUGGUGUAAGAGAUCAAGGAUUUUCGUUUAAAUUGACAACGCCCGAUAGAAUCUAUAAUCUAUCGGCUCAGUCUGAAAUUGACCGAGAUCACUGGAUAGAAGUUUUGGAACGGGUGAUUGAGCGACCUCUUACGGCGCAAGAUAUUGCAGUUUCAGCACGACUUGUACGAAAGAGGACGAAUACAAACUCCAUCAGUAUAUUUUCUCCUAGGUAGUUUCUAAUGAUUGUAGACGGCAUUUUGCCUUUUGCUAGCCUAGUCCUGUACUACAUCAUGUGUACCUUAUGGUAUCGUAUCAUGCACAUCUCAUUGGCAAAUACUCAAAACCAAAACAGGUACCUAUUUUUACAAAGCAAUCUCCUUUACAUGGUAAAGUAUUUAUAUGUGAAUGUUACGUGGGUUCUUUUGAUCAAGUUCGUUCUAGUGUAUUGUGUUCUGAUAGUAUUUGUAAAUAGUAAUUCUGCCAUAUUCUGAUGUAAGUCAAUUUAAUAUUUACGUUCAAAAUAGGGCGUCAUUAAAGCUGCAGAAAUUUCAGCGUUUAGCAUGCCGUAUCGAUGGCAAUGCCGUAAGAAAGCUGGAGUGGUUUUAUUGUAUUUUUUCAUUUUGUUGACUUCUGAAACUGUUGUGUUUCCAGUUUUUCACAAAGUCUCGUUUUCGAAAUGCACUUCUGUUUUUGAGCCUGCAUCUAUAGGGUGAGUUUUUUUAAGUGUUACAAGGCUAUAUCUCAGAAACGGUUUCAAAUUUACUUAUAAAACUUUGGGAAAGUAAGAAACUGGUAGGGAGACGUAUUCAUUUUAUUAUUCUACUCAAGCGCCCUCUAUGAGAGGUGAAGGCAACAUAAAACAUUUAAAUGAGACGGUAUAUUUUUUAUCGUUAAAUUUAAACCAACAAAAGAAACUAUGUAUGUGUACAAAUGUUUAUGUCAUUUGAUCACUUAGUUCCAGAAUUAUGACGUGCAACAUAAAUUUAAAAAAAUCAAUUUAUUAAAUUAUGACCCGACUAAUAAUAAUCAACUAUGUUUCAGCAUAUGUUCAAAAUGCCUGCCUUCAACUUUACUCUUUACCACUCUUUUUUUCAAGAAUUUUCCACUCGCGCUAUCAUUUCAGGUGUCACCAACAAGCAGGCAAAGCGAAUUAUCUCCGUCAUAUCAUGUGAGGUGGUGGGGUGCAAUGGCCAUCUCUUCUAUCUUUUAUCAAACCUCACAAAAAAAUCACGCGGUGUCAGAUCUGGAGAUCGCGCAAGCCAGUUGACCGCACCACCGACACCAAUCCAUCUUUCCAUCUUCCACUUAACUGGGGUAAACUGUUUCUUAAAAAGUUGGUGCAGAUAUUUCCAUUUAAAUUUAUUUCAUAAAAAUAGGUACCAAUAAUUCUAUCCCCAAUUAUACCAUAUCAAACAUUAAGCGCCCAGGGAUGUUGGUUUGGCACAGUUCUGAUCCAGUAACGAUUUUCCGCCGCCCAAUAGUGCAAGUUAUUUCUGCUUAUCUUUAAAAAAAAUGUUCUAAAAAUUCCUUUCAACAUCGUGAAUUUUCGUACAGUUCCAUUAGGAUACUUCCUUUUAAUGGAAUGUUUUUUUUGUGUAGAUUGUAUUUUUUUGUGUAGAUAGAGGAUUGUUUCUGUUAGAUUGUAUUUUUUGGAUUUUUACGUGGUUGAUGUUCACAGGAAUCAGUCGACCAUUUGACAGAUUCUUCGAGAAUUUCAGUAGUUGGGGUUGGUUUAGGUUGGAAAUCUCUGCGCCCACAGUAGCGCAGCUUCUCUGUAAUUCUUUCUGCACUCUUCCAUGUUUAAUUACAAUAACUUGAGAAAAAGAGCGAUAAACACCUUAGCGAGCGCAAUCGGUAAGGUAGAUGCCUGUUGUUCCUGGUUUCCACAUAAUAAAACAUGUUCCCCUACCUAAGUUUUACUUUCCAAAAUGUUUAUAAAUAUAUUGUAAACUGUUUCUGAGAUAGAGCCUUGUAACGCUUAAAAAAAACUCACCCUGUAUAACGAACCAUUUCUAACUAAACAUUUUGUACAAUGUUUACAAAAAGAUUCAAUGCAUAUCCAUACUCUAAAAGACUUGCCCACUAAAACAAUUAUUAUUUAGCUGUUUCAUGCUCAAUCAACUUGGACUUAUAAUAUUUCUAUAUUAUCUUGCCGCGUAUUCCUGAAACUCUGUUCCUUUUAGAGAUCUCAUCAAAGUCUAUAUCUCGUUUAAAACCCACGUGUAAAAUGGUUCGAAUUUCGAAGAUCUACAAAAUGAUGUCCAAAUUGCCUUUUAAAAGUCUUAUUUACAAACUUGCCCACAUUAAAGGAGCCCACAGCGAUAGUUUGUCCGGUUGGUUUUACCGAAUCUACACGAUGUUUUAUUAAGCUUAAGUUAUUAACCCUUACUGUAGUUAUCUGAAAGCCUUCGUGAGGCAUGUUAUUUAAAAAGUGGGUAGCUAACAAUUAUAAUACAUAAUUGGCACAUUCAUUUCUACAUUGAUAUGAAACAAUUCUGUUUAUUUUAAGCAAAUCAUAGAUAGAGUGCCCAACAACCGACAAAUAAAUUAUUUUAGUAUAGUUUUUCUUAAAUUAUCAUACAGUUCAAACUUUCUGUAGUACAAUGUUAAUGUUACCACUUUUAUAAGUUUGUAUUUAUUAUAUUUUUGUGUGUGAAAUUUCGCAACAUGCGGUUAAAUAUUAAUGAAAAUAGGCGAAAAGGAAACACAGUUAAAGAUUACACAUAACACUUUACUACUAAGGAUACUUCUAAAAAUGUCAUGUAAGAACAGCAAAUUUCAAAUUUCCUUUGUUAAUUUUAUAACUGACCAAAAUUAUGUUCUACAUGUUCUCAGAAUCAAUCAUUAUUUGGAUAAUAACUUUUUGUGGCCGCUAAGUUUGAUAAAUCCUAUACAUGAAUAGUUUGACUAAUACGUUUUCGAGUUACAAUUCGCCUUUAGAAUCUAUCCCAUACUGUUUUAUUUUUAUGUAGUAUCCUGAUUGAUUUUCUAUGUUUACCUUUCUAACUAAUUUUAGUACUUCACAUACUGAUAUUAUCAUCGCUUCGUAUAAACCUUAAACCGGAUUAUAGUUUACUUUGAUAAAGUCGCACAUAUUUUGUUCGUUCUCCUUUCCGCAUUCAGUUUCAUCUAGUUAUCCUCAGUUGUUUUUAUAUUAUUCAGAUAUGUACUUACAUCUAAGAAGACAUUGUUCAGUUAAAUCAACUAGGCCCCUGAAGCAUUUUUAUUUACUCAUCUUUUUCAGCCACAUUUUCAAAGCAACCACUUCGAAUUUCAUUAUUUGAUCGUUUCCACAAAAAUUUAUGAAACACAUUUAAACGCUUGCAUCCCAAAUUAGAUAAAUGCGCGGAUUCUGAAAUAUGACUAAAAUGUAUUUCCGUUUUAUUAUUUUCGUACAUUCAGGAAAUCUGUUUCACAAUUUUUUAUUUCUUCAUUCGCAUAAAUAGCUAGCUUGUCUGGUUUUAUAAACUUGUCAAUCUGAAUGUAUGUGAUUUAUCCAGAAUGCUUCUAAUGAUACCGACUAAAAGUAGGUGUUCAGAAAUUAUUUAAUAAUUUUAAACAUAAUAUUACAGUAGUUUCUAACUUGAUUGCCUAAAUCAUUUGCGAGAUUUUAGUGGCGUGUGUAGAGUUUUUCUGUAAAGGUAUCGAUGAUUAAAAUGAAGUUGCAGCAUAUCUGUUCAGCAAAGUUUUAUUUUGAUAGAGAACUUGAGUUAACUGAUCAUCGAUGGAGUUUCAAAUAUAAUUCCUGUUUUAUCGUGAAUAAUUUAUGUAUAUAUGAAUUCAACUUCAUUUUUCUUCGACGCGUUGAGUGGACGUGAACCCACCAUUUGAGAAAAACUGAUCCUGAUGUGCAUAAACAUAACGUUUUAGUUUUACUGGUAUAGACUCAACGCCAACAAACUGUUCAUCACUAUAUUUGUACAUAUUAAAUAGGUAGACAUCAAAGUACAUUAUAGGAAGGAAGCAAAAUCGUAUUUACUAUUUACCAAUUACAUAACUUCAUUAUUUAUAUUCCAUAUUUUGUAUCUAGUUUAUAUAAUCGAGGCUGUUCAAAGUGCGCAUCAUGGCACUUACGUUUAAGAGUCUGCCGUUCAAUAAAGCAAUUUGUAGAAA
Molecule: messenger RNA, 6263 nt
Organism: Dendroctonus ponderosae (mountain pine beetle)
Lineage: Eukaryota; Metazoa; Arthropoda; Insecta; Coleoptera; Curculionidae
Product: arf-GAP with dual PH domain-containing protein 1
Exons: 8
Coding region: 1379-2383 (334 amino acids)
Biological process (GO): positive regulation of GTPase activity
Cellular component (GO): plasma membrane; intracellular membrane-bounded organelle
Molecular function (GO): GTPase activator activity; phosphatidylinositol bisphosphate binding
Source: RefSeq, a predicted model, not a curated record